GCUACCCUUUAACCUCUUGGUGGUCUAGUCGAGUCCAUCACAAGUCCUUCCACAAGUCCAGUCACAAGCCUUUUGACAAGAUCAGUCAUACGUAGCGGGAUGAACAAUGAAACAGGAAUGCUUUUGUAACCGUUCAUUUGAUGAAUACCUUGUGACUUGACUCAAGACUGAAUGACUUGUGCUGGACGUACAGGGACUGCAACACUGAUAGCUCUACUGUUUACAAGCUUUGUGUGCGUCAUGCUGUUGCCUUCAAAUUAACAAUUUUGAAAUCCUGCCACGUUCUUAAAUUCUUAAAUUUACAAGGUGUCACACACGACUGCUGCCUCGGCUGGAGAAGAGAUGCAUUGCCUCAUAGGUUCUGCGAUUUGUUUACUCCCUUGCGAGAACGGUGAGCAGUGUUGGUGCAAAAUGUCUGCGAAUGUCGCCGCGGUUUCAAUGGGCCUCCGUGCAGCGAUGUUGACGACGCAUCGUAGUCAGUUGUGCCUCCAUCACAGCAAUUGAUGACAUCAAGCCCCACAGCAAAAGUGAGAGAUGAUGCUGCCAGCUUGGCUGCGUCGAAUGGUAGCGUUUCUCGUCAUUCUAGACGCCCUUUCCGAGAGCCAAUUUCACAGACAAAAUACAUGCCCUCGAAGUUACUACGUCCGACGAACAACAUCGGCAUCGGAGUAUUACACGGAAUCUUGCGGUUUUUGGGGUUGGUCCCGAUGUGGACGUACCAGGUAUCACAUACGGUACCGCUCCGCUCCAAGGACGGCGUAUGCCUGUUGUCUGGGCUGGAGAAGAGAUGCCAGCAACCGCAGCCUGAGAGGCCUGUCCUCACUGUACGUAGCCGGUGAGAAGUGCCUCCCAGGUCACGUGAUUGGAACCGUCCUGACGUCCCAGACAAUCACGUGUGCUUUUGCCUGCCUCCGAAACACCCGCUGUACAUCCAUGAAUUACGACCCGGUUGAGCGUUUGUGUGAGCUGAAUGGGAUUAAUGCCGACGGUGAGGUUGCCAGUAACUAGUUUGACGCUGUGGAUUGUGAUUUACCAGUACCAAAAUGCGUCGAUCGGCAGGCAUGUAGCUCAUAAGCUCUCGAGAUGACUGUCUUGUGGCCGGCAGCUUUGUUACAUCGAACGUUAUCAUAUUUCGUCCUGCUGGACGCCCUAUCAAACAAUCAAGUGCAUGGGCAAAAUAUAUGCCCACGUAAUUACUAUGUCCGCGAGACAACAUCAGGAUCGGAGUAUUACACGGAAUCUUGCGGGGUUUGGGGUUGGGCCCGAUGCGGACGUACCAGGUAUCACACAAGGUACCGCUCCGCUCUAAGGACGGCUUAUGACUGUUGCCCGGGCUGGAGGAGAGAUGGCAGCAACCGCUGCCUCACAGCGAUUUGCUCUCAAACCUGCUANAAUGGCGGAUCGUGCGCUUCGCCCAAUGUCUGUGGGUGCUCUGCCAGCUACACGGGGACUACCUGCAGUGAACCGAUUUGCUCGCCGCCUUGCGACAACGGAGGGAACUGCACAUCACCCAAUGUCUGCAACUGCCCAGCAAGUUACAUUGGGAAUACCUGCAGUGAACCGAUUUGUUCACCGCCUUGCAAGAACGGCGGGCAGUGUGUGGCUCCUAACGUCUGCAAAAGCCACUGCGGUUCCCGUGGGAUUACCUUCAACAAAGGCCUGUCCGCCAUGGACGUAGCCAGUGAGAAGUGCCUCCGAGGUCACGUGAUCGGAACCGUCCUGGUACCCCAGCCAGUCAUGUGUGCUUUUGCCUGCCUCCGAAACACCCGCUGUAAAUCCAUGAAUUACUACCCGGUUAAACGUUUGUGUGAGCUGAAUAAGGUCAGUGCCGACGGUGCGGGCACUAGCGACUGGUUUCACGCGGUGGAUUGUGUUUUUUAUCGCUCACAAAAUGUACUAAUCGGUUAGCAUGAAGUUCAUGAGAAUCUGUAAAUUGAUCUCAUUGCUUGUUUUCUUUCUUGUAAUUAAGCAGUCAAAAUGGAAACUGAAACUAAUUGAAGAGGUACUGUGAUGGCGAAUGCUUUUAUGAUUGAAUGUACUAUUGUUUUUGCGUAAAAGUCAUGCAAGUUUUGCAGUGGCGUAUUGGGGGAGAGCAACUUGCCCCCGGACGGAUAUUUAAAAAUAAUACUUCAAAGGUGAAUUGGAAAGAGAGGGGUACAGUGAUUUAUCAAAUAUUAGCAGCAAAGCCCUCAGAAAACAACACCAGCACGUGAAAGUAAAGAUGUUGGG
Molecule: messenger RNA, 2229 nt
Organism: Acanthaster planci (crown-of-thorns starfish)
Lineage: Eukaryota; Metazoa; Echinodermata; Asteroidea; Valvatida; Acanthasteridae
Source: RefSeq, a predicted model, not a curated record